Aspergillus steynii IBT 23096 is the source of this 1356-nucleotide messenger RNA. RefSeq names its product eukaryotic translation initiation factor 3 subunit E. The record is from RefSeq and is a predicted model, not a curated record. Bases 1 to 1356 code for a protein of 451 amino acids. The transcript has 3 exons. NCBI's taxonomy places the organism in Eukaryota, Fungi, Ascomycota, Eurotiomycetes, Eurotiales, Aspergillaceae. Gene Ontology annotation, cellular component: cytoplasm; nucleus; eukaryotic translation initiation factor 3 complex. Gene Ontology annotation, molecular function: translation initiation factor activity. Gene Ontology annotation, biological process: translational initiation.
AUGGCAGCCAACGCUCCCCCCUCCGCCGAGGCUUUGCUCAGCGGUGCCGCCGCUCACCCCCCCAAGACCGCGGAAGAAAUCGCCAACCAAUAUGACCUCCUCCCCAAGUUGAUCCCCUACCUCGACCGCCAUCUGGUUUUCCCCCUGCUCGAAUUCAGCUCCGGCCAGGAUGACGACAAGGAGGUCGUCCGGGCGAAAUAUGAACUGCUCAAGCACACCAACAUGACCGACUACGUGGCCAACCUCUGGUCCGAAAUCAACAACUCCGACACGAUCCCCGACGAGUUUGUGAAGAAGAGGGAGGAGGUUCUCGCCAAGCUGCAACACUUCCAGGAGGAAAGCGCCAAGAUCACCGACCUGCUGCAGGACGAGAGCGUCGUCGGCAACCUGCGCAGCGACAAGGUUGCCAACUUGAAGUUCCUCGAGGAACAGCACGGGGUCACGACCGAGAUGGUCAACAGCCUGUACGACUACGGCCGGUUCCAGUACAGCUGCGGUAGCUACGGCAAUGCGGCCGAGCUGCUCUACCAGUUCCGAGUUCUGUCCACCGACAACGACAAGGUUGCGUCCGCCACAUGGGGUAAGCUGGCCUCGGAGAUCCUGACCACCAGCUGGGACGGUGCCAUGGAGGAGGUCCAGAAGGUCAAGGACUCCAUUGAGACCCGUCUAUUCAACAACCCCCUGGGUCAGCUGCAGAACCGCUCCUGGCUCAUCCACUGGUCUCUCUUCCCCUACUUCAACCACGAUCCCGCCCGCGAUGUCCUGACCGACCUCUUCUUCUCCCCCGCCUACAUCAACACCAUCCAGACCAGCUGCCCGUGGAUCCUGCGAUACCUCGCCGCCGGCGUCAUCACCAACCGGACCCGCGUACACAAGAACAGCAGCAUGUACCAGAAGCAGCUGAAGGAUCUGAUCCGCGUUGUCCGCCAGGAGGGCUACGAAUACACCGACCCCAUCACCGACUUCGUCAAGGCGCUGUAUGUCGACUUCGAUUUCGAGGAGGCCCAGAAGAAGCUGGGUGAGGCCGAGGAUGUGCUGCGCAGCGAUUUCUUCCUGGUUUCCGCCGCCGAUGCCUUCGUCGAGGCUGCCCGCCACCUGAUCUCCGAGAGCUACUGCAAGAUCCACCAACGGAUUGACAUCAAGGACCUGUCGACCCGGCUGGGCCUGAACCAGGAUGAGGGCGAGAAGUGGAUCGUCAACCUGAUCCGCGACACCCGAGUGGAUGCGAAGAUCGACUACAAGGAGGGCACGGUGAUCAUGAACCACCCGCCUCAGUCGGUGUACCAGCAGGUCAUUGAGAAGACGAAGGGUGCCUUCUUCCGGACGCAAGUUCUCAGUGCCGCCGUUGCCAAAUAA